Messenger RNA from Monodelphis domestica (gray short-tailed opossum), 12287 nucleotides. It is a transcript of the gene ILF3, whose product is annotated as interleukin enhancer binding factor 3. NCBI's taxonomy places the organism in Eukaryota, Metazoa, Chordata, Mammalia, Didelphimorphia, Didelphidae. Gene Ontology annotation, molecular function: double-stranded RNA binding; single-stranded RNA binding. Gene Ontology annotation, cellular component: precatalytic spliceosome. The record is from RefSeq and is a predicted model, not a curated record.
CGCGCGCUCCCGCCCGCCUGCCCGCCCGCUCGCCCCCGGCCCCGGCUCCUCCUCCUCCUCUCGCCAUUGCAGUCGGACCGAGCAGCCCAGCGCACCGCGUGGUUGGGGGACCCGGGGGCUGUCGCUGGAGGAGGCAGCGGCGGCGGCGGCUGCUGCUGCUGGCGAGGGGGUGCCGACAAGAGAUUGCACUGAUUUGAGUUCUACAUGAUAAAUUUAGAAGAUGAGAGUUUGUGUUUCCUACACCUUUGAAGUCUCAUGUUCGAUCAAGCCAUUAGGAUGCUAAGGAUAUAUGGUCUGUUAAACAUCCAGAGACUUCCAAGGCAGUACUUGACAGGUUGGUCCUUGAACAGCCGGUAUUUGAGCUACUACUGAACAAGGGCCCUACCCUGAAGCCUUUCCAACUUGGUGUAGGAUUUAGCAGAGAUUGUGCUCAGCUGCUGAUAUAGAGUUUGAAAUGAAAGAGUUCAACUUUGGUUUGCUGCAUUCAGGAGACAGAGCCACAUGAUGAAGCAUUGGUGGUGUUGCAAAGUGUUUUGGUUGGAAAGUUUUACUUAUAUUUGGUUUAUAAAAGUUGCAGAAUUGAUACAUCCAAGGACAGCCGUCAUACGGUUUGAAAAAUUAGCAGAAAUUUAAUUCUCAGACACUACAAAAGAAAUCUCAAGAAAAAAAUGCGGCCAAUGCGUAUUUUUGUGAAUGAUGACCGCCAUGUGAUGGCAAAGCACUCUGCUGUUUAUCCAACUCAGGAGGAAUUGGAAGCUGUUCAGAACAUGGUAUCCCAUACAGAACGAGCACUUAAAGCUGUGUCUGAUUGGAUAGAUGAACAAGAAAAAGUCAGUGGAGAGCAGCCUGAACCUGAGGCUAUGGAUGUGGUACCUGAAGAAGAAAAUAAAGAGGGGGGGGAACAGAAGACUGAGCACUUGACCAGGACUCUCCGAGGAGUGAUGCGGGUCGGCCUAGUAGCAAAGGGUCUCCUGCUCAAGGGGGAUUUGGACCUGGAAUUAGUCCUUUUGUGUAAGGAGAAACCCACAACUGCCCUUUUGGACAAAGUGGCGGACAACCUGGGAGUCCAGCUUGCUGCUAUCACAGAAGACAAAUAUGAAAUUAUCCAAUCCAUUGGUGAAGCUGCAAUUGUAAUAAAAAAUACAAAAGAGCCUCCAUUGUCUUUGACUAUUCACUUGACAUCACCUGUUGUCAGAGAAGAAAUGGAAAAACUUUUAGCUGGAGAAACGCUAUCAGUCAACGACCCCCCGGACGUUCUGGACAGGCAGAAAUGCCUUGCUGCCUUGGCGUCACUCCGACACGCCAAGUGGUUCCAGGCCAGAGCUAAUGGGCUGAAGUCAUGUGUCAUAGUCAUCAGGGUUCUGAGAGACCUAUGCACCCGUGUUCCUACUUGGGCUCCCCUUAGAGGAUGGCCCCUGGAGCUUCUCUGUGAGAAGUCGAUUGGAACAGCAAAUCGACCAAUGGGAGCUGGCGAGGCCCUCAGAAGAGUGUUGGAGUGCCUGGCAUCUGGAAUCGUUAUGCCAGAUGGUUCUGGCAUUUAUGACCCUUGUGAAAAAGAAGCCACUGAUGCUAUUGGGCAUCUAGACAGACAGCAACGGGAAGAUAUCACACAGAGUGCUCAGCAUGCUCUUCGACUUGCUGCUUUUGGCCAGCUUCACAAAGUCCUUGGUAUGGACCCUCUCCCUUCCAAGAUGCCCAAGAAACCAAAGAAUGAAAACCCAGUUGACUACACUAUCCAGAUCCCUCCUAGUACCACCUAUGCCAUUACUCCAAUGAAACGUCCCAUGGAGGAGGAUGGAGAGGAAAAAUCUCCUAGCAAGAAGAAGAAGAAGAUUCAGAAAAAAGAGGAGAAGACAGAACCCCCACAAGCUAUGAAUGCACUGAUGAGACUGAAUCAACUGAAACCUGGACUGCAGUAUAAACUAGUCUCUCAAACUGGCCCAGUCCAUGCUCCCAUCUUUACUAUGUCUGUUGAAGUGGAUGGAAGUUCAUUUGAAGCUUCUGGACCAUCCAAAAAGACUGCCAAGUUGCAUGUGGCUGUAAAGGUAUUACAGGACAUGGGUCUGCCUACAGGAGCAGAAGGUAAAGACUCAAAUAAAGGAGAAGACUCUGCUGAGGAAACGGAACAGAAGCCUGUGGUUGUUGCUCCUCCACCUGUAGUGGAAACUGUUGCAGCCCCUAGUGCCGCCUUCCCUUCUCCAGACCAGACGUCAGAGAAUGUAAAACAACAGGGUCCAAUCUUGACCAAACAUGGCAAGAAUCCUGUCAUGGAAUUGAAUGAGAAGAGGCGUGGCCUCAAGUAUGAGCUUAUUUCUGAGACUGGGGGCAGUCACGAUAAACGCUUUGUUAUGGAGGUUGAAGUAGAUGGGCAGAAAUUUCAAGGAGCUGGUUCAAAUAAAAAGGUGGCAAAGGCAUUUGCUGCUCUCACUGCAUUAGAAAAGCUGUUCCCUGAUGCUCCUGUUGCCCUGGAGCCCAAUAAGAAGAAGAGAGCACCAGUACCUGUGAGAGGGGGCCCAAAGUUUGCUGCAAAACAGCACAACCCAGGAUUUGGAAUGGGAGGCCCUAUGCACAAUGAGGUUCCUCCUCCCCCAAAUAUUCGUGGUCGAGGUAGAGGUGGGAACAUCCGAGGUCGGGGUAGAGGCCGAGGUGGAUUUGGUGGUGCCAACCAUGGAGGCUACAUGAAUGCUGGAGCUGGCUAUGGAAGCUAUGGCUAUGGUGGCAAUUCUGCAACAGCAGGAUAUAGUCAGUUCUACAGCAACGGUGGGCAUUCUGGGAAUGCUGGUGGAGGCGGGGGUGGCGGUGGAGGCGGCUCUUCUGGCUAUGGGUCCUACUACCAAGGCGACAACUACAAUUCACCAGUACCCCCAAAGCAUGGUGGGAAGAAGCAGCAGCAUGGGGGCCAGCAGAAGCCUUCUUAUGGUUCAGGGUACCAGUCUCAUCAAGGCCAACAACAGUCAUCAUACAGCCAAAACCAGUACAGCAAUUAUGGCCCACCUCAAGGCAAACAAAAGGGCUAUAAUCAUGGACAAGGCAACUACUCUUCCUAUUCGAAUUCCUACAACUCCCCAGGUGGUGGAGGUGGAUCAGACUAUAACUACGAGAGCAAAUUCAAUUACAGUGGCAGCGGGGGCCGAGGUGGUGGUGGGAACAGCUACGGGUCAGGUGGAUCGUCCUAUAACACAGGGUCACAUGGCGGCUAUGGAGGCAGUUCUGGUGGUGGCUCCUCCUACCAAGGCAAACAAGGUGGCUACUCUUCACAGUCCAAUUACAACUCCCCAGGCUCAGGCCAGAAUUACAGUGGGCCUCCCAGUUCCUACCAGUCUUCGCAAGGUGGCUAUGGCAGAAACGAUCACAGCAUGAAUUACCAGUACAGAUAAACUACCUUUACUCCCCAGGGGUGAAGUUUUGUUACCUUCUGCACUCGCCCCCCAUUUGAAUAUUCAGUUUUAUUGCAUCACAGUUAACAUGUCAACCCUUCCCCCCAGGUUCCAUGUUGCCGUGUUCUGUGUGAUAUGCAGGCGGCUACUUUGAUGGUGGCGUCUCCCUGUAAUUCCAUACUUAGCUGUGUUUGGGACAUCUGUGUAUUUAAUGGUUUGUUAGUUACCAUUACAACUUUGUCUGAAUAGAGUUUUUGAGUUAAUACAACUCAGUAUCCCUUCGUCUAUUUAACAUUGGUGUUAGUGUUAACUAAGUUCGUCUUUAAAUAGUUACGUGAGGGAUACGUCAUCUGUUAAUGCUUUUGUGAAGUGAGUUUAAACAAGCUUUCUGUAUUUUAAUGCUUUAGUGUUUCAGUUUUAUAAGUGAAGAUUUUAUUUUAAAAACCAGUGGGAAAGAGUGGGGGUUUUUUUUUUUUGUAUGUCUGGGUCAUUCAGGCAGGACAUCUGAAUUAAGCUGAAUGUAGACAAAUAAAGAUAAAGAAAACUCUUUGGGCCGAUGUCUGGCCUGCGUGUCUGUCCCACCAACCCUGGAAAAGCUGCCACCUCACCUGGUCCAAAGCCAGGGAGAGAGCAGGUACAGGGAGGCAGGUGGGGAAAGACAGAUUGGAAGGGGGCAGGAUUUUCUUGGGGCUUCUUAAUUCCCUGAGCUUUUGGAAACAAGCACCCUUAGAUAAAGCCUUCUGUCCAUGAAGAGCCAUUAAACAUUCCCAAAAGGUUAGAAGGCAGGGAGUAGAGGUACACCAUCAGGUAGACUGAGGGUGAGGUGGAAUGGGGAAAGCUUUCUCCCUGGGGAGAAAGGGUGUUAGAUUUUGAAACCCCUAAAGUACAGAGCUCUUGUUCUGAUCAAGUCUACAUUUCCUUUAGUUUGUGGGUUGGUGUUUGCAGCUACUACAGAGGUAGGCUUAAGGAUAGAAGACUAUUGGGAGAAUCUGUUAUUUGUCUGGCACCUUUCCAGAUGUGAGGCUUUGCUUUCAGUAGUCUUGAAGUUAACUAUUUACUAUUAUGGCUCAUACUGCCCUGCCUUGGUGUCUUAUAACCAAGGAUAUUGGAAUGGGAGGAAUGAUUGAAUAACAUGGAAACAGUUAUGAAGGGAGUCUAAACCCCAAGCACUGGGGUUUUCCUUUAAGUUCUUCAGUUUAGGCCAGGGCGAAGGAAGAUGCUUGGACUGGGCCAAUUAAUUAACUCUUUUUUUAGGGCCAGAGGAUGAUAAGAGGAAUCUUGGCUCUGGCCAUCUCCCUUACUUUAAACUUAAAUUGGAGAUUUUAGUGAGUUGCAAGCUCAAUACAAAUCAGUUUUGUGUAAUAACAGUCCAUUAUGCAAUUAAUUUGCAUUGAGAGAAGCAGUGUCCCAGGCCCAGGGUGGUGAUAGUCCUGCUACACCCUGCCCUAGGGAGAUAACAUCUUUGAAUUGUUUUUACUUCUAGGUGCCAUUGUUUAAGGAGGACAUGAAUUAGCAGGAGAGGAAGAAUAUAACCAGGAUGCUGAUGGGUCUUAAAUAUUAUAUAGAUCAGUUGAAGGAACAGGGAUGUUGAGCCUGGAGAAUACUGAGGGAAACAUGAUGGGUUUUUUUUUUGGUAUCUGGAGGGCUAUUGUAGAAGAGGGAGUAGACUUGGUUUCUUUUGCUCCAAGGACAGAACUAGGAGCAAUGAACAAAAGGGGAAAACUUAGCUUUGAUGUCAAGAAAGUCUAGCUAACAGUAAGAGCUGCCUCAACAUAUAGUUUGUUUUUCAGCUGAGGUUUGACGUAGAUACUGGAUGAUCACUUAUUGGAUGUAUCAAAGAGAUUCUUAAUGUUCAGGUAUGAAUUAGACUAGAAUGGCCUCUGAGGUCCCUUCCAGUGCUGAGAACCUUUCAUACACUUGCUUAAUGCAGUCUUCUUGUGUGGAGAAGUUAUUUCUGAAAUAGUAACCUAUUAGUGAUAGGUUAUAUUGAUCUUCUGUCUGGGAAUUAAAUCCCUGCUUUCAUACUACCACCUUUGUGACUGUGGGAAAGUCAUUUUACCACUCAAGAGGCCUCAGUUAAACAUAAAAAAUGAGGGGAGGAUUGAGUAGUCAUAAGGGGGUGUGAUAUAUCAUCAGGCAGAGCUUUGGAGUCAGAAGACUUAGAUUUGAAUUUUGCCUCUUCUUUACAAUCACUGUGAUCUUGAGCAAAUAACUUUAACCUUUUUGAGCCUACAUUUCCAAGUAAAAUUAAGAGGUUGGACUAGUUGAUCUCCAUAGUCCCUUCAAGGUUACAAUCUUGUGAUCCUAAAGGAAUUGCUUUAGUGACAGGCAAAGAGGAGGGCUUCAAGUCCAAGGCUAGUAUGUGACAGUGCAGUAGAUAAUAAUUAGGAGGAGUCUAGUCAUGGUCUGGAGGACAUCAGAAAUUAGCAGCAAGAACCUAGAGAGAAUCUGCCUUAGAUUCAGUAGGAAUAUCAGUAUGUAAAAGAAUUGUCCAAAUUCCUGCAAAUUAUAACUGGUUCUAUACUAGGAGGUGGUCCACAAUUCAGAAGUAAGGUGUGAUAUCCAAGGUAAUAGUUUUCCUUCUUUCACCAGAAUUUUAGCAGGAAAGCAGACUUGGUAAGUAAUAUUUAUUUUAUAUGGACCUCUGGGGUCACCAUAAGAUGAAGUGUUUGAAAUUACUUGUCCAAGCAUUUAGGCAGUAAGCUCGAAAGGUCAAGACUGUACCCUAUGUCUUUUGCCUACAAGGUUACUGCAUUGGGGCUCUUCAAUAAAUACUUGCUGAUAGUAGGCUCCUAAAUGCUUGUUGAUACCACACUACUCACUCUCAAAAGUCAGUGGGAAAGCCAGAGCUUUCCAGAGCUAGAUGGGUGGGCCCAGGAGCUGGACUUGGUUCAGAAAUUUUGACAUUUUUCUUCAGGUGUCAGAAAGAUCUUUCUUUCUCUCCCACAGUGCUCAGCCUUGGUGAUAAUUAGAUUCUAAGUUUAGAAUUAGAAAGGUACGUUUGAGGUUGUUUAUAGUUCACCCCCUCAUUUUACAAGUGAGAAACCAAGGCCCAGGAAAGAAGUGUUUUAAAUGAAUGAAAAAUCAUUUAUUAAAUGUUUACUAUUUCCAAAACAGUGGAUACAAAUAGAAUCGAACCCUGUUGUCAGGGAAUUGCUGUUUUAAUUGGAAGAGACAGCAUAGAAAGGAGAAAGGUCAACUGCAUGACAGAAGGAGUAGGCUAACUGGUGUAUCUACAGGGUGGGGGAUAGCAAGACUCACUUCUUAAGAGUGUGUGGCUAGGUCAUGUGGCAGUGCCUGGGAUGAGGAGGGAAUUGUGGGUAGGUUCAAGAACAAGGACCACCAUGGUCUUUCAUCCUUCCAGAAAGAUUAUCAUCAUAGAGCUCAAGCAGCCCUAUGUCUAUGAUCACCCAGCUUGUCAGUAUCAGAGCUGAGUAUGGAACCUAGGUCCACUGACUCCAAGUCCAACACUCUUUCCACUACACCAUAAUGCCUUAUCUUUCACCUCUUCCCUUUACCUGAUGGAUAGUUAAGUGUACUUUUUAGUCACCUAUGUGUACCCUUCUGACUUGGAGGGACUUGGUUGCUAUGUUUCCUGAGAGGAUCACCCCAGAGGGACACCACAUAGUUUUAGAUGGCUUUAGAGACUCCCUGGAUGACCUAGAGCUCAAUUUGUGGUAGGUUAGUGUUGUCCCAGGUCUAGCUCUUAUACCCUGUUGUGAGCUUCCUGGAACUUUGUACUAUUCCCUUAACACUAGUCCUUGGUUGCAGUCUUAAGUAUUUUUCCCAAGGUAUGUAAGCUAUUAAGCUGUAGAAGCUUAAACCAAUUAAAGCUACACUAAGGCUUUUGGGACACUUUAUUAGAUGUAUUCUGUGUCCUUUAGUGAAGGGCCCUCCUGAUGCUUUUUCUCCCCUCUUCCACUCCACCAUGGCAAGAGGAAAGUUCAUUUUUGUCAUUGCCUUUAACGUUUAUAUUGCUAGUUUAGAGAACAGAGUAAGGGGAACCUAUGGGGUUGGCCCUGGGGGACCUCUGGAUAGAGGGGAUGGAUCAUGGUUCCUCUUCAGAUAAUAGAAAACAGGUACUACUUGCCUCCUGGAAAGUAGAUUAGUAUUGCAGCAGUUCCUGGGGCAGAAAACCAUCCAUGAAACUUAAUUAGGUACUUCAGGAAAGUUAGAAAGGCUGCAUAUAGGCUCUUACCUCAAGCUAUUGUAAGCAUAGUCCCACAAACAUAUUUUCCAAGUAGAUAUUCUUUAUGUUUUGGGCAAAGCCAAGACCAUAAUGAUCAGAUCAUUGGAUAUCAUGUAGCCAAAUUCACUGCAGUAGUGAGGGUACUUGGUUUGGGAGCUGACCUCCUUUGGUAUUUCUCCACUUUUGGGGAUCUAUCUUGUUGGGUUCCAUAUUACUAUAAAUAUGUUCAGUAAUGAGGUUCUUGAGCUGGGUCUCUUGGAAAACAGUACCUGCUAUACUAUAAAGACAUUUCUAUCUACCUUGAGCACAUAGUGGGCAGUGGGGCAAUAGCAAACUGCCCAUUCCAGUUCUUUGAGAAUGUUGAGAAUCAGAAUGUGGUAUGUGUUGAGGAAGCCCCAUCUGGAGGAGGUCUUUGUGUUUCUGGUCCUCAUCAACCAAAAUAUCCCAUAGGUUUCUAGGGAAGGGGAAUGGAGGCAGACUCAUCAGGAAGACAAGGUGGAUAUCCAUUUCCGGCACCACAGCUUUGUGGCCCCAGGUGCAUUCAAUGACCUGCUGUCUGCCAGCUUCCUGGGGUUUGUUCAUGACCAACAUCAAAAAGGAAGGGGCUGGCAAGAUUUCCCAUGCAUUUGUCUGGAUAGUUGAACAGAAAGGGAGGGGGGGUAGGUAUGGGCUUGCAUCUUCUCCACAGGGUACUGUAUCUGUCCUUGGACCCUCCCAUUUAUGUGUAGUUGCAAGAGUAGUAUUAAAAAGCCCCUAUUCCCUAAGCAGCACCUGACAAACCUCAUGUUUGUCUCAUGGUACAAGAUGGAAUAAGAGACCCGGUCAUCGUUAGAGACCUAGGUUACAGUUCCUGUCCUCAGUCCUUCCUGUCUUUCCCUGCAAUGCUAGGAGAUGUUUCCUUGUGAAGGAUUUGGUUGGUUCUUACAGAUGUAGAUCUGGAGAAGCACAGGAGAUAAGGGGGGAUUAUGGUAAAUGUCUGCCCACUUCAAAUGUGGCAGGAACUUAGAAGGGGGCACUAGAGAUUGAUCAGUGAAACAGUUGUGGGAGUACCCUGUAUAAUGCCCUAUCUAAUGCUCCUAACCCUGAUCUCUUCCUCUUACUAUAGUUGACUUCCAUAUAGGGUAGAUAAGAGGGAGGAUUUAGUGUGUCCUUGAACUCAAUUAAAAUGGGUAAAAGAAGUGAUUAGAUCAAUUAAGAAUUCCAUAGGGUCCCAAAACAAUACUGAUAAAGAGGCUUGGGCAGUAGAUGAGAGGAGUGUAGACAUUAUAAUGGGCAGAAGAAUCCCAAGAGGCUUGGAGCUGGAUAGGACUUUUAAAAUCUUGUCCAUUCCCUUUUUACAAAUGGAGAAACUGAGGUUCAGAGAGGAAAUAGUGAUUUGCCCAAGGCUACUGACUGAGGUGGUAGGGGCACAAGGAGGAGCCUGGUUCUCCUGUCUUAAAGGUUCCUUCCCACCAUAUCAGACCUCUCCUAACCUGGAUUUUUUCUUUCCUCAUAGCUGCACUCCACAGCAGCCUUCUCCCAGCCUAAACUUGGCUCUCGGGGAUAGUAUCAGGAUGGCAGGAGACCUAUGAGCUUUCUUUGCCCUACUAAGGACACUGCAGGGAUCCCCAGCUCAGACAACAUUCUCCUUCCCUGAAUGAGAGUGGGCCUUGGUUUCCCUCUUUCACUGUUGUUGCUUGCCCCAUUUCAUUUUAAUAUUCAGUUUUAUUGCAUCACAGUUAACACAUGGCCCAAACCCAAAUUCCUUGUUGCUAUAUGUUCUGUAUGGUCAGUCAAUCACUCGGAGGCUAGGUGUAACCUCAUUCCCACAACUGAUUGGCCACCUGGGACAUUACUGGGGAUCCUGGUUUUCUCAGCUUUAGGGUUUAUUUUGGAUAGAGAAAAGGGAUAGCUCUGUGGGGGUGGUAUUGUGAGGUAAAUACUUUCAAGAUGAUAAUAUACCUGGGAUGUUACAGACAUAUGGGGGGGAGGUCAAGGAAAGUUUCAUUUUGGAGGUUACAUUAAACCAGAAAGUGGUUAUCCUACAAAAACUGCAAAUUCAAAAAGCCCCUGGGGCCUCUAAAAUUUCUCAGCAAUUUUUUUAUUACAGAAUUUAUGAUGGCGGACUAAGCCCAAAAGUGCAUGAAGUUCCUGCCAUGGGUACCACAUUCUAUUAUUUAUCAUCUAGUCUCCUGGACAGUUCUUGUAUGUGUCUGCUUUGAUUUCAUCACAACAGGAUUUCUGAGACAGUUUGAAUACCAGACUGGAAGAGGUUCUCCGGUGCCCCGUGUGAGUCCUACAGACUUUGAAGGGUCUGAAUUCACUGGAAGAUGGUGCAGAAUAGUUUCUGAGAGGGUACAGGAACAUCUAUCCCAUGACUCCUCAGGAGGUUCAGGGUCUCCAGCCCUGUGAUCUGGACCAGUGUCUACCUCAAGGCUGCUAGUCCCCUUUGUCCACCCACUGCCCUCUCUGGAAUAGAAGAUUUCUAAAAACUGCAUUUUAUCUUGUUCUGGAACUAAAGGCCUGAGGACAGUGAGAUGAAAAGAAUCCUGUAGUUUAUGAAUCUACAUCCUAGAUCAGUUUUAACUGUCUCCCUUCAUUCUGAAUCUUUGCAUUCUUUGCAUCUUUUUACUCUUUAUGGCAGUCUGCCUCUCAGAAAGAUGCCUUAUCCCAUGCCACCAUUUCUAGUGUUGUUCAUUUCUCUCUUUAGGCCCCAGUGAGUGUUCUCUCUCUCUCUCUCUCUCUCUCUCUCUCUCUCUCUCACUCACUCUCUCACUCUCUCUUUCUCUCACUCUCACUCUCUCACUCUCUCACACACACACACUCGCGCGUGAACACGAACUGGUAGUACCAUCAUAUAAUCUUUGUUCCACUUACAUUACUGUUUGAAUGCCCACCUUUCCUCUGCUACCAUCACUGCAGUGUUUUCAUUCACUCCAUGUUUGUUGCUAUAACCAUAUCAGCUGCAGGUUAGUUUACCUUCUCAAAGAGUUCAUUAUCUGGCUUAUAGCUUUCUUCUCCACCCAAAUCCCAGCCUUCAUACUUGUGGACUUCUAAAUACAUGUUGAUGUCUUCCUUGAACACCUUGACCUUCCAGUUCAACUCAAACUCCACGAAUUUCUUCACAAAACUUUAGCCUCCAAUAGGAGUGAUGAGAAAUACCCUUGAGAGCAUUUUGUGUAUUUUAUCCUGAUUAGGCCUCCUGGAGUACAAAAUUUAGUUCUAGGGGCAUGUUUUAGGAAAUCAUCUUGAGAAACUAUAUUAUGUUCAGAAGAUAGUGAGGGCACAGGACAUCAUCACAUGAAGAUUGGCUGAAUAACUGGGGAUACUUGGCUUAGAGAUUGGGGGAAGGGGGGAGUCUCAAAUUUUGUAAGGCUGCUUGUAAAAGAGGAUAGACUUUACACUACUUGGCCCUGGAGGGCAGAACUAGGAACAAGAGGUAGAAGGUGAAAAGGGGCAGGUUUCAGUUGGGGGAAAAUUUUUUUUCCUUUUAAGUACGACUGUUCUGAAAUGGAAUGGACUACUUCAGGAGUUGGUGGAUUUUCUUUCACUGGAGGUCUUCAAGCAGUGACAAGAUGACUGUUGGUUGGGCUGUUAUGGAGAUUCCUAUUCAGGUACGGGUUGGACCAGACACCCUUUGAGGUAACCUUAAAGCCCUGAGCUUCUAUCAUUUAAAUCUCUUGUUCCUACCUCACAGGGUUGUUAUGGGGAUCAAAUGAAAUAUUGUAUGUAAAGUGCUUUAUAAACCUCGAGGCACUUUAUAUGUCAGCUUUUAUAAUUAUCUGUGAUAUAAAGCACUGUAAAAAUGGGAAGUUAUUUUUUUCCUUUUAUGUUACUGAUGGUGGCUGCUCUGUGUGUCUAGCUGCUAAUGACUCUAUCUGUGGACACUCCAGUCUAGGUGACCACACUUACUGUCUUGAACACUGCCCACUAGCCCCUUUUCUUGUGUCUUAUUUCUAGUCCCAGAGCUAUGUGCUGGGGGCCUGGCGUUUGUUGGGGCAGGAAGCUUCUUGUGAUUAAAGUAUAUUCCUGGAUCAUUCCAGCUCCCUGAAUUAAGAUGAAUGUAAUCUAAUAGGGAUGUAUGUGGGGGAAAUGACCCUACUGGCAAUUAUAUCCCUAACAGCCUGUGUGGAGUACAUACAGCAAGUGAUGAUGCUACCACAGCACUGACUGGUCAGAGCCUUCUUGGUGAGAGGCUGGGUACAAACUUUCUCGAGAGACAGGAAGAAAGAAUAUUCAAGCAGGGCACUGGAAAAAAAAAAGAAAAUGGAUGUGGAGUCGGGAAUCAUCUAAUUCUGGCUGCUAAUAACAAGAGGCUUGCCCCCUUGUGUGGCGGGAAGCAGUGGCUGCAGACAUUCUCCCAGUUGUGGUUCUCGCUCUUCGAGGCUGGAGUUUCAAGCCUUCACAUCUCUCUUGUUCCCAGUUGUGAUUCUUUUCAGAGCCUGAGGUUCCUGUAUUUAAUUGCUGGGGCAAGUUGCUAAGGGUCUAGGUUGCUGUGGUGUAAUGGUACACAGCUCAGAAAAGGGCCUGUGAGGCAGACUUGAGCCUCUUUUUAUCCUGUUCAACUAGCUUACAGUGCCAAGCUGUUAAGCCAUCAGGGAAGCUGGGACAGGAGGACUCACAACCUUAAAGUUUGGGAGGUUGUAGUUUGGGAAACGGGUGGUGAGAAGGUUUGCUGCUUGAUUCUUAUCUCCUGUUAUAUAUCUUUCGUUUUAUUUUAAGUAAAUGUCCUCUUGCAUUGC